UCCCACAGCACUUCCCAGCCAGUGUGUUCAGCCUGCCUGCCUGCCUGCCUCUGUGUGUGUGUGAGCGUGUGUGCGUGCGUCUACUUUGUACUGUGAAGAACACAGCCCAUGUGCUCUGCAUGGACGUUCCUGAUACUCUGUUAAGCUUGAUUUUCGACAAGCAGGCAAGAUGUCCAGCACACCACAUGACCCCUUCUAUUCUUCUCCUUUCGGCCCAUUUUAUAGGAGACAUACACCAUACAUGGUACAGCCAGAGUACCGAAUCUAUGAGAUGAACAAGAGACUGCAGUCUCGCACAGAGGACAGUGACAACCUCUGGUGGGAUGCGUUUGCCACUGAAUUUUUCGAAGAUGACGCCACAUUAACUCUUUCAUUUUGUUUGGAAGAUGGACCAAAGCGAUACACUAUUGGCAGGACCCUCAUCCCCCGUUAUUUUAGCACCGUGUUUGAAGGAGGGGUGACUGACCUGUAUUACAUCCUCAAACACUCAAAGGAGUCUUACCACAACUCAUCCAUCACGGUGGACUGCGACCAGUGUGCCAUGGUCACACAGCAUGGGAAGCCCAUGUUCACCAAGGUAUGCACAGAAGGCAGGCUGAUCUUGGAGUUCACAUUUGAUGACCUCAUGAGAAUAAAAACAUGGCACUUUACCAUUAGACAGUACAGGGAGCUGGUCCCCAGAAGCAUACUAGCCAUGCACGCACAAGAUCCUCAGGUCCUGGAUCAGCUGUCCAAAAAUAUCACCAGGAUGGGUCUAACAAACUUCACCCUCAACUACCUCAGGUUGUGUGUAAUACUGGAGCCAAUGCAGGAACUGAUGUCGAGACACAAAACCUACAACCUCAGUCCCAGAGACUGCCUGAAGACCUGCCUGUUUCAGAAGUGGCAGCGGAUGGUGGCACCGCCAGCAGAACCCACAAGGCAACCAACCACCAAACGGAGAAAAAGAAAAAACUCCACAAGCAGCACUUCCAACAGCAGCGCCGGGAAUACCACCAACAGUACCAGCAGCAAGAAGAAGACCCCAGCCGCGAGCCUGAGCCUGUCCAGUCAGGUACCUGAUGUGAUGGUGGUAGGAGAGCCAACUCUGAUGGGAGGUGAGUUUGGGGACGAGGACGAAAGGCUAAUCACUAGAUUAGAAAACACGCAAUAUGAUGCGGCCAACGGCAUGGACGACGAGGAAGACUUCAACAAUUCACCUGCCCUGGGGAACAACAGCCCGUGGAACAGUAAACCUCCCGCCACGCAAGAGACCAAAUCAGAAAACCCCCCACCCCAGGCUUCCCAAUAAGAUGGGCCACCGGCACCUGAUUCCACUGCCCAUAGGCCCAGUGGGGUAGAAUUCCAAUUGCAAAUCUCUACUAUCAGGAGAGGAAAGAGGUGAAAUUUAAAACACACAAACAAAACGUUUCCAUACAAACAUCUGUUUCUAAACAUAAUGACCUGAUUUUCUUUCUUGCAAUUUUUUUUUCCUUUUUUUAAUUGAGAGGAUCGUUUCAAAUGAGCCUGCAUGGCCUCUCCUUGGAGGCCUUCGCAAGAACUACAGACACUGUCCCUGGCGGUAAUUAGAAGCAGCAGAGGCUAACGCAUCUCCUGGCACGGUCUCGCCUCCCUCUUUGUGUUGAACUUCCUGUCCAUGCACCCAAUGAAGGCCAUGCUGUCCGAACGUGCUCAGGAUCACAGUAACAUGCCGACCCCCAACUACAGAUGACUUUUUAAUAUUGUAAAAUAUUUUCUGCUUUUUGACUUGCAUUUGAGAGUUUCUUGUUUCAGUAAAAAAAGAAAAGAAAAAAAUCUGUUUUGGAAAAGUAAUUUAAAUGUACCUUUUUCCCCUCUUCACCUUCCAUUGGUUUUCCAUGUGGCAAGAGUCCAAGAAGACACAGCUAGGUGACUUUCUGGCAAGCUGAUCCUAAUUGGUUCUUGAGUCUGAGUUGUCUCAGUUUAGGCCAAGUACUGAAACAAGGAAUCGUCAAAGAUAUAUGGGUAGAUUUUAUUAUGUAAACAAAGACAAAUGGACCCUGGGAAAUGUAUGCAUUUGUAAACUUGCUGUGGGUCCAAAUAUUUUCAAGCCAUGUAAUCCAUUAAUUUUGUGGAAAGCUUAAUAAAUCUGAAACUUUUUGUAUUCCUUCCUUUUUUUUUAAAUUGUAUCUGAGUUGAAUGAGUUUUGGUGUUUGUUUGCUUUUUCAUGCUAUAUUUCCUGUAUAAAAUUUUGUAAAUCUUUCACCUGGUUCUUUCAUGGGGACUUUUCUUUUGGGGCAAGUUCAGUGUAUUUAUGUGAAACUUUAUAAGAGAACUAAUUUUCCAUUUGCAUAUUAAUAUGUUCCCCUAUACAUGUAAAGACACAGUGGCUCCGUGUGUCAUAAAACAGUUGUAUUUUAUGUAUGCUUUACUGGUAAGUGUGCCAAUAAUAAACUGUAUUAAUGACCAAAGUAA
Molecule: messenger RNA, 2433 nt
Organism: Peromyscus eremicus (cactus mouse)
Lineage: Eukaryota; Metazoa; Chordata; Mammalia; Rodentia; Cricetidae
Gene: Ldb2
Product: LIM domain binding 2
Exons: 8
Coding region: 170-1291 (373 amino acids)
Biological process (GO): nervous system development; negative regulation of transcription by RNA polymerase II; positive regulation of transcription by RNA polymerase II
Cellular component (GO): transcription regulator complex; nucleus
Molecular function (GO): LIM domain binding
Source: RefSeq, a predicted model, not a curated record